UGUGGUCGAGUGCACAAUGGCUCAAGCUGCGUCUAAAACAUGCGAAGUUUGCGUGAGUGCCCCUGGAUCACACUAUUGCAUAGACUGUGAGGAAUACUAUUGUGAAAAUUGUAAGCUGCUACAUAAUAGGCAGAAAUUAUCGAGAAACCAUCAGUUUCAAAAAGCUUCCGACCUGAUCCCAGAAGGUAAAUCUAAAUGUAGUGAACACAAAGAAGAAUUAACGUUAUUGUGUAAUACAUGCAAUGUACCAGUUUGUACCAGUUGUGUGGCAGGAAAUCACAAUGGGCAUACAUUUUCCAAAUUUGUCGAUGUAGUCACGAAAUUACGAGGGGAAAAUGAAACAAAAAUUCGUGCCAAGACAAAUGAGGCAAAUCGAAAUAUUAAGAUGAUUGAGGAUAGCUUGAGAUCUUUUGAUACUGCCGUUGACUCUGUUAUAAAAGACAUCACCGAUGAAAGCAACAUGAUUAAGCUCAUGGUGGAUACAGCCGUAGCUCAGAUGAUUGCUGUAGUAAAAGAACAAUCCAAGAAGGAGAAAGACAAACUGAUGAAUAUGUUGUCUGAUGCUAAAUCCGUACUUGCUGCUGGGCAGAACUUAGAACAGAAAAGAAAGGGUUUAGAUAAAACAAGGCAGGAUGGAACUAUGGUACAACAGAUGAAAAAUCUGAAAGGAGAAAUCAACAAACUACGUAUAAAUGCUGAUCCAGAAUUUCCCAAUAUAUCCUUCAAUCGCAAAUCUGUAGCUGAAGAUGACAUCAGACAACUGAUAGGUACAUAUACUAUAAGCAAUUGUUCACCAGUCUUAGAAACAAAGGAGCAACGCCAUGGUUACUUACACAGAUGUUCUGAUUUCGUCCCACCAAUUAUAACAACAACAACACCAAUUAUAACACCAGCAACACCAAUUAUUGGAUAUAUGACGUUCUCAUGUGGUGUGACACCUGUGGAUGAGAAAUUUAUGUUCAAUGUUGAACUGUCUUGA
Messenger RNA from Mytilus californianus (California mussel), 979 nucleotides. Its product is annotated as E3 ubiquitin-protein ligase TRIM71-like. The record is from RefSeq and is a predicted model, not a curated record. Bases 17 to 979 code for a protein of 320 amino acids. NCBI's taxonomy places the organism in Eukaryota, Metazoa, Mollusca, Bivalvia, Mytilida, Mytilidae. The transcript has 5 exons. Gene Ontology annotation, molecular function: zinc ion binding.